Messenger RNA from Aspergillus melleus, 432 nucleotides. RefSeq names its product RNA recognition motif domain-containing protein. Gene Ontology annotation, molecular function: RNA binding. The record is from RefSeq and is a predicted model, not a curated record. The transcript has 6 exons. NCBI's taxonomy places the organism in Eukaryota, Fungi, Ascomycota, Eurotiomycetes, Eurotiales, Aspergillaceae. Bases 1 to 432 code for a protein of 143 amino acids.
AUGGCCAAACUAUUUAUUGGUGGCCUGGCAUGGCACACCACUGACCAAACCCUGCGCGAGGGCUUCGAAAAGUAUGGUCAGGUCGAAGAAGCGGUCGUCGUCAAAGAUCAUGACACCUUCCGCAGUCGAGGAUUCGGUUUUGUCCGGUUCUCUCAGGAACAGGAUGCAGAGACUGCCAUGAACGCCAUGAACAACCAGGAAUUUGACGGCCGCACCAUUCGCGUCGACAAGGCCUCUGAGCGUCCCGGUGGUCGCAACAACGGUGGCUACCAUGGUCGCGGCGGUUACAACCGGCCAGAGGGCAAUGGAAAUGGUGGCGGUUACCGUGGAGGAUACGGCGGAGGCUAUGGCGGAGGCUAUGGAGGCGGUGCCGGUGGUGGUGGUGGCUGGCGUGGCAACCCUCAGCAAGCUCCCACCAACCCCGGUGCUUAA